AAAAACCCCUCGGAGCAGCUUAGACACCUGCAGGCACGGGAACUGCUAUCCUCCAGCUAUGUGGCUCCUCGCUCUGGUAGUGACCUCCCUCGCCACUUACGCAGCUUGGGCAGGGCAGCCCCCCUCGCCGCCCGUCGUGGACACGGCGCAGGGCAGAGUCCUGGGGAAGCACGUCCGCUUAGAAGGACUUGCACAGCCUGUGGCCGUUUUCCUGGGAGUCCCUUUUGCCAAGCCCCCUCUCGGAUCCUUGAGGUUUGCCCCGCCGCAGCCUGCAGAACCAUGGAGCUUCGUGAAGAACACCACCUCCGACCCUCCUAUGUGCUCCCAAGACCCAGUGACCGGGCAGAUGCUCUCAGACUUCUUUACCAUCAGAAAGGAGAAGAUUAAACUCCAAUUUUCCGAAGACUGUCUUUACCUAAAUAUUUACACCCCCGCUGACUUGACGAAGAGAAGCAGCCUGCCCGUGAUGGUGUGGAUCCACGGAGGACGUCUGGUGAUGGGCGGGGCAUCAACCUAUGACGGGCUGGCCCUCUCUGCCCAUGAAAACGUGGUGGUGGUGACCAUUCAGUACCGCCUGGGCAUCUGGGGGUUUUUCAGCACAGGGGACGAACACAGCCAGGGGAACUGGGGUCACCUGGACCAGGUGGCCGCCCUGCACUGGGUCCAGAAGAACAUCGCCCACUUUGGAGGAGACCCAGGCUCUGUGACCAUCUUUGGGGAGUCAGCUGGAGGGGAAAGUGUCUCGGUUCUUGUGUUAUCUCCCCUGGCCAAGAAUCUCUUCCACCGGGCCAUCUCUGAGAGCGGCGUGGCUUUCACUGCUGGCCUGGUCCAGAAGGACAUGAAGGCUGCCAUGAAGAAAAUUGCGGUCCUUGCUGGGUGUAAAACCAUCACCUCGGCUGUCCUUGUUCACUGCCUGCGCCAGAAGACAGAGGACGAGCUCUUGGAGGUGUCGCUUAAGAUGAACUUUUUCGGUCCUGAUUCAUUUUCAGAUACCAAGGAGGUUAAGAACCGUGCUUUCCUGCCCACGGUGGUGGACGGAGUGCUGCUGCCGAAGAUGCCUGAAGAGAUUCUGGCUGAACAGGACUUCAACACUGUCCCCUACAUCGUGGGGAUCAACAAGCAGGAGUUUGGCUGGAUUAUUCCAACGAUGAUGGGUUACCCACUCUCUGAAGGCAAACUGGACCAGGAAGAGGCCACAGCACUCGUGCAGAAGUCCUACUUUCUCCUUAACAUCCCUAAGGAACUGGCUCCGGUGGCUACUGAGAAGUAUUUAGCAGGGACAGAUGACCCUGUCAAAAAGAAAGACCUGUUACUCGACUUGAUUGCAGAUCGGGUGUUUGGUGUCCCAUCUGUGAAUGUGGCUCGUCACCACAGAGAUUCCGGGGCCCCCACCUACAUGUAUGAGUUCCAGUAUCGCCCAAGCUUCUCGUCAGACAUGAGACCCACGACGGUGGCAGGAGACCACGGGGAUGAGAUCUUCUCUGUCUUUGGGGCUCCACUUUUAAAAGGGGGCACCUCAGAAGAGGAGACCAAUCUCAGCAAGAUGGUGAUGAAAUUCUGGGCCAACUUUGCUCGGAACGGGAAUCCCAAUGGCGAGGGGCUGCCCCACUGGCCGGUGUACGACCAAAAGGAAGGCUACCUUCAGAUUGGCGUCACCACCCAGGCAGCCGAGAAGCUGAAAGCCGAGGAAGUGGCUUUCUGGACCGAGCUCCUGUCCAAGGAGGCAGCGAAGAAGGCAUCCCGGACAGCACACGUCGAGCUGUGACCGGCGGUGCAGCUGGCCUUGGGGGCCUGUGGGAACCCGGACAGGCGUGUUCUAGAGAAAGUGUUUACGGGCCAGGGAGGCAUCUUAUGGUGGAGGCUGGGGACCCAUUACUGGGAGUGGGCAGAGGUCAAGGAGUGGGGGUUUCUGUAUCUGUGGCCUCAGUUUUGGAAAUAAAUGCUCUUGGAGAAGCCA
Messenger RNA from Camelus dromedarius (Arabian camel), 1957 nucleotides. It is a transcript of the gene CES1, whose product is annotated as carboxylesterase 1. The record is from RefSeq and is a predicted model, not a curated record. Gene Ontology annotation, biological process: lipid catabolic process. Gene Ontology annotation, molecular function: carboxylic ester hydrolase activity. The transcript has 14 exons. The coding region runs from base 59 to 1765 and encodes 568 amino acids. Gene Ontology annotation, cellular component: endoplasmic reticulum; lipid droplet. Lineage: Eukaryota; Metazoa; Chordata; Mammalia; Artiodactyla; Camelidae.